AUGCUGCCCUGGAUACGGGCGGUUGACGACAAUGCCUCUCAGGCAUCAGUCGUCGUAGUCCCGACCAUUGUGACCACGGUCAUUGCCGUGGUACUCACCCUGCUGCGGCUGUACGUGCGAAAGUUUGUCAUGAGGACACUGUCCUGGGAUGACUGGUUCAACCUCCUCGCGACGUUGACCACCCUCGUCGCCAUGGCCUUGAUACUCGCUGCAGUCCCGUACGGACUAGGCCGCCAUUAUGACACCCUCGACGUCGACCGUGCCGUCUAUUGCAUCAAGCUCAUGCGGAUGUGCCUCUUUCCGUUGCUGUUCUCGACUAUCUUCCUGAAAAUCUCCAUCGGUCUUCUCUUGAUGAGGCUGUUUCUUACAACCAAGGUGUGGAAGAUAUUCUUCUGGUGCUUCAUUGCCUUCAACACGAUCACGAGCCUUCUUGAUGCCGCUAUCGUCCUCCCUCAAUGUGAUCCGGUCGCGCGAACAUGGGACAAACGAGUGGAUGGAACCUGUUGGCCUAGUUCGGCAAUCAAUGGGGCGGCCAUUGCGCAAGGAACAAUUGCCGCAGGAACAGACAUCGUGCUAUCCAUCCUACCCAUCGUGUUUCUAUGGAAGGUUAAAAUCCCGAUCAAAGUGAAGGCAGCCAUAUGCGGGCUCAUGGCACUGGGGUUUGCGAGUGCGGGGUUUGCACUUGGGCGAACAAUGUACGUUUCCACCUUGACCGAGUCAUCGGAUCCGACAUGGGACUACGUGAACCUCUACAUGUGUGCAUUCCUAGAAUCCUCCAUUGGAGUCAUCGCUGCCGCAGCACCCUCUGUACGGCCUCUCCUUCGCCCCCGAUUCUGGAACAAGGAAUACUCCCGGUCGAGAUCCCGCUCUUUCCCGCUGCAUACGUUGACCGCCAAGAAGAGCGCACGGCCGGCCUGGGGCGAUACCCUGUUCGAUACCAGGCUCGAUCUGGAAGACCGCCCGAUCAAUUCGAGGGACAGCGAGUCCAAGCUGUGGCCACAGCUGAGCAUGGCUAUUGUGAAGCGGACGUCGAUAGAAGUGGUGACCAAUUCCUUGACGCAUAGUGAGGUGAAAGCCAUGGGACGGCGAAGUGCUUAG
Messenger RNA from Aspergillus neoniger CBS 115656, 1098 nucleotides. RefSeq lists its product as uncharacterized. The transcript is spliced from 7 exons. The coding region runs from base 1 to 1098 and encodes 365 amino acids. The record is from RefSeq and is a predicted model, not a curated record. NCBI's taxonomy places the organism in Eukaryota, Fungi, Ascomycota, Eurotiomycetes, Eurotiales, Aspergillaceae.